AUGCGUCUCCUUAAUACCAAGACUUAUCGGUUGGAAGAAUUCUCAGAUGGCUGCAUUCCGCUAUAUGCCAUCCUUUCACACAGGUGGCAGGAGCAAGAGGUCGUUUUUCGUGACCGAGAAACUGUUCCGGCAUUUACGGGACAACUAUACAGUAAACUGUCUUGGAGUUGCGCCCAAGCAAUGAAAGAUAAUCUGGCCUAUAUUUGGGUGGAUACCUGCUUCAUUGACAUGUCGAGCAGCGCUGAAUUAUCAGAAUCCAUCAACUGCAUGUACGAAUGGUACCGGUGUGCGGCGGUGUGUUAUGCUUAUCCGUAUGAUAUGAUGGAGACUUCUAGCUUCCGUUCCAGCAUAGAUUACAUCACAGUAAAAUAUGCCGCACAGCGUCUAAUAGCCGAGCGCUUAUUUAGCUUGUCAAUGAUGAACCAAAUACACCAUGAACAUACUGCCAAUGUAGGUCAAUUAUUUUCGCCAUUCCACGCUCGGUUUGUUAGACAGAGCACAAUGCUCGGUUUAGCAGCGUAUUGUAGCAGCAGCGAAGAUGAGGAUGUGGAUGCUCCUCCGACAAAAAUUCAGCAAGCAAAGCAACCAACGGACUCUACAAAAACUAUUUCAGCUCAACCAGCAGAUAAAGAAAACGCUGGCUCAGACCAGCGAGAACGCAUACCUCGGACUAUCGAAGAUAUAAAUAAUAAACCUCUAGUCGGGCCUUUCCAACCAAUACAAUCAAUAUCUCCUACCGGUAACGAGCCUUCAUCGUCAUCUCGAAAAUCCUCACCCUUCUCCGCAAACCGCGCCUUACUCCGCGACAUGACCCUUCCCCCCAUCCCCAACUUCGACAUCCCGCCCUCCCCUCCUGGUUCCCCCGAUCCAGCCGCGAACCAGAAAUUCGCACACUUCUUCUCUCUGAAAAGGCAAGGCGUACAUUUCAACGAGAAGUUGGCUAGCUCUUCAUCUCUGCGAAAUCCAAGUUUGCUGGCAAAGUUGAUGGAACAUGCUGGUAUCGAUGGACAGGCGCAAUAUGCCACCUCCCUCCCUAAGGAGCUGUGGGAUCCCGUCUCGACACUACCACCGUGGGGCUACAAGGAGGAGUUACUUAAAAGCCAGCAGGAAGUGCGACGGAAAAUUGAAGAGAAGAAAGCAUCGGGGCCAAGAGAAGCUAUAGAUUUUGUCUCUGCGGGUGGGGGAGGACAAUCGAGAGAACCUGCGACUCCACCCGGUGGGAAGAGUAGGCCUAGUGCCGCUGAGCGUGUUAUGGCGGGGCUAAAUAGGGAGAGGACAAGCUCACCAAUGAAUCCUGAACGGGGUCGACGGACGGCGGAUUUGGAGCGGAGGACUAGACGGAGUGAUUCUAAUCACAAGAGACGGAAGUCCAGGUCCCCACCGGAGAAGAGGAAAUGA
This is a messenger RNA of Paracoccidioides brasiliensis Pb18, 1398 nucleotides long. RefSeq lists its product as uncharacterized. The coding region runs from base 1 to 1398 and encodes 465 amino acids. The record is from RefSeq and is a predicted model, not a curated record. The transcript has 4 exons. Gene Ontology annotation, biological process: regulation of DNA-templated transcription.